This is a messenger RNA of Xiphias gladius (swordfish), 1264 nucleotides long. It is a transcript of the gene eif3i, whose product is annotated as eukaryotic translation initiation factor 3, subunit I. Gene Ontology annotation, cellular component: cytoplasm; eukaryotic translation initiation factor 3 complex, eIF3m. Gene Ontology annotation, molecular function: RNA binding; protein binding; translation initiation factor activity. The transcript is spliced from 11 exons. Bases 151 to 1128 code for a protein of 325 amino acids. Gene Ontology annotation, biological process: cytoplasmic translational initiation. The record is from RefSeq and is a predicted model, not a curated record. NCBI's taxonomy places the organism in Eukaryota, Metazoa, Chordata, Actinopteri, Istiophoriformes, Xiphiidae.
UGACGCCAUCUUUCUGUUUGACACGGGAACUACGUCACCUUCCUUUUCCGCCGCGGCUCCGGCGCCUUAAACACGAGUGUUCAUCUUUUCUCUCUUUACGUGCGACGCAGUGAAAAUACUGGAGAGAGUGGCAACACAUAGCUGACAAAAAUGAAACCCAUCCUGCUCCAGGGCCAUGAGAGGUCCAUCACUCAGAUCAAGUACAACAGAGAGGGAGACCUGCUGUUCUCUGUGGCUAAAGAUACGGUAACCAACGUGUGGUACUCUGUCAAUGGUGAGAGGCUCGGCACCUACAAUGGACACACAGGAGCCGUGUGGUGUGUUGACUGUGACUGGGACACUAAAAACGUAUUGACGGGAUCAGCAGACAACAGUUGUCGACUGUGGGACUGUGAGACCGGUAAACAGCUGGCCCUGCUCCACACCAACUCUGCUGUUAGGACUUGCGGCUUCGACUUCAGCGGCAACAUCAUCAUGUUCUCCACAGACAAGCAGAUGGGUUACCAGUGCUACCUGAACUUCUUCGACCUGAGGGAUCCACAGCAGAUUGAUGACAACCAGCCCUACCUGUCGAUACCCUGCAGUGAGCACAAGAUCACCAGUGCUGUGUGGGGACCUCUGGGAGAGUUUGUCAAUGCCGGCCAUGAGAACGGAGAGAUCAACCAGUUCAGUGCCAAGUCUGGAGAGGUCCUGAAGAAGGCCAAGGAGCACACCAAGCAGAUCAAUGACAUCCAGACAUCAGUGGAUCUCACUAUGUUCAUCAGUGCCUCAAAGGACAACACUGCCAAGCUGUUUGACUCAGCUUCUCUGGAUCACAUCAAGACUUUCAAGACAGAGAGACCUGUCAACUCUGCUGCUAUCUCGCCCAUUAUGGAUCAUGUGGUGAUGGGAGGUGGACAGGAAGCCAUGGAGGUCACCACUACCUCCACCAGGAUUGGCAAGUUUGAGGCCAGGUUCUUCCAUGCUGCCUAUGAAGAGGAGUUUGGCAGGGUCAAAGGGCAUUUUGGCCCCAUCAACUGUGUGGCAUUCCACCCCGAUGGCAAGAGUUACAGCAGUGGAGGAGAAGACGGAUAUGUAAGGAUUCAUUACUUUGACCCACAGUACUUUGAUUUUGAGCUGGAGGCAUAAACAGUCAGGCUCCUCAACCCCACAGCUUUGACUACCAUCACACUCAGUCCAGUCAGGAAGAGGGAGAAACACACUGGAGUCACAGAUUACUUCAAAUAAAGAAAGAGGUCACAAGAGGUGACUGCUUUUGACUGAG